Messenger RNA from Closterium sp. Naga37s-1, 1314 nucleotides. NCBI's taxonomy places the organism in Eukaryota, Viridiplantae, Streptophyta, Zygnematophyceae, Desmidiales, Closteriaceae. The record is from the annotation of a GenBank genome assembly.
AUGGCACGUUCUCCGCAAUCCACUUCAGCAUCGAACUGGGCCUUUCAUGCAGAAGCCACAGACAGGGACUGUCGAAGCCCGUCCGCCUCGCCAUUUGCGGCUCCAAUCGCGGCGCCUGUUGCGGCGUCUGCUGCGGCGCCGACCUCGGCGCCGGUUGCGGCGUACAGCAGGCACGAGGCAUUCGCGUUUACCGUUGACAUGCGCGGCGAGGGGGCGGCAGGCGUGGGGCCAGCAGGAGGGGGUGCUGUGGGGAGAGGCGCGGAGGUGGAGGAAAGGGGGAGCGCACCGUGGGCGAUGGCGCGGGCAGUGGAGAGAGGGAUGAGCGCUGAUCCCGCUGAUGGGCUCGAACAGCUGGCAGGCCCCCCUGCAACCACCACAACUCUCUCCUUCCCCCUCCCCUGCAUCCCCCAACUCCCCUCACCUCCUCGCCCCCCCUCCGUCUCCCCCCCCCCCCCCCCUCUCCACCACCAGCCCCUGCAUUCCCGACUGGCACCGCUUGAGUCCCCCGAGCUGAGGGCCAUUCUGCACAAGUCCGCCUGCAUGCUGCGAUUCGAGUCCAUCCGCCGCCGCAAAGGGUCUGGCUCGGACGACUCCCUCGCCUCGCAACAGCACCUGCUGCCGCCUGGGGCGGCAGGUAGCGUUGGGAGUGGCCGGCGCAGUUUGUCCCGUGCCGACAGUGGCGGGAGUGCGGGGAGCUUUGGCAGCGGGAGUAACAGCUUGAAUGUCACGCCGGAGAGUAGCUUUCACCGGGGGGAUAUGUACAGCGGGAGUAUGUUCGAGGCCAUCUCAGAGGUGCCGCCAUCAAGCGAGGCGGCAGGGGAGGGCGAGGGGGGCGAGGGCGGGCCAGAUUCGGUGUAUCUGUCAGACUGGGUGAUCAGCCCACAGGCAUCGCUGUACCAGCAGUUCCAGGCGGCGCUGCUGCUGCUCGCCAUCCUCAUCGGCAUCGUUGAGCCCUUCAACGUCGCGUUCCUCGAUACAGAGAAUGUGUUCACGCCAGUCAAUGUGUUUAUCUAUUGCACCGACGCCCGCCCUCUCUCAGCCCACCUCGCCCCUCUUCGCCCCCCUCCUCACCCCCCCUCGACCUCCUUCCCGCCCCUUCGUCCUCCUCUUUGCCCCCCUUGCCCCUUCUCGCCCCUUGCCCCUUCUCGCCCCUUCUUGCCCAGCAGGUACCUACGGGGCAUGUUCUGGUACGACAUCCUAGCAGCGCUGCCAUGGGAUCUGGUGCUCAAGGGCGUGUAUCAACCCACCGGCACCGCUGCUGUCGCCCUCUCCGCCUUCGGUCUGCUGCGACUACUGCGCCUCAUCCGCCUGUGA